CCCUUCUUCCAAAAAAAUGUCCAAUCUUUAUUUAAGCAGCUUCAUUUUAUCCACGAGCAGAUUUGAAAUUUAGAACGGCUAACCCGCUCAUUCGUCCAUCGCUCCCUUUUGCUUAGACAAAAGUACACCAUCACUGUGAAUUCCUUCUGGUUUAUCUCUGUAUUCGGAAUCAAGUUUAAGGCUUUCAAGAUCCAUAUAAAACCUAGACAGAAGCCUUUAUCUCGUGCGAUAGUAGUAUUUACGAAUUAUCAUCAAUAAAGGGAGAAUUAUGGCCAAGAAUGUCACCCAGAGGCCACUGAUAUUUCAAGAUGAGAACCUGGAUGUGUAUUCCAAAACUGUGACUGGUGAAAUAUCAUUGAGUUCUAAACAAUCAGUGGUCAAGAAAGGUGGUACUGGGCUAAAAGGCCGUGGUGCCCUUAAUGACAUUACAAACAAGUCAUCUGCUCAACCAAAACCAUCACAGAAGAAAAGCUUCUCACAUAAGAAAAAACUUCUAUUUAAGGAUGAUGAAGUUAACAUUGCGGAAGAGGCAUUUUUACAUGACCACAAGAAGUGUAUUAAGGCACAACAGUCUGAAAAGACACUUGAUCUCCUGGACUUGGGUUUUCCCGAACGAGAUCCAUUGUAUUCCAUUGAAAUAUCAGACCUGAAACCAGAUGAUAGCAAUAUGUGUGUUGGUAAUCGCCGCGGGUACCUCGAACUAGAGGAGCUGCCCAUACCAGAGGACUCCAUAUGGUUUGAAUCUUCUUUAACAUGGAAGUCUCCUCCAUCAUCUCCCACAGGCUGUGACUCUCCAAUUUCUAUUGCAUCGGAAUUUGAGCAAGUUGAGUUUAAAAUGAAAGAGGAAAGUGAUUUCUCUAUUUGAUAUGCAUGUAUGAAUCAGUGUCAGAUUUUUGCAUGUCUAUGAUACUAUGAACUGUAUUAUGAUUUCUUUUCAACCUUCCCUUUCUUUUAUGAGUUCCCGCCGUUUUUAAGCUG
Molecule: messenger RNA, 978 nt
Organism: Cuscuta europaea
Lineage: Eukaryota; Viridiplantae; Streptophyta; Magnoliopsida; Solanales; Convolvulaceae
Source: the annotation of a GenBank genome assembly